AUGCGACCCGGCGUCUCAGGCUUACGCACAGCACGACCAACAGCGAAGAGCACGCUGAUUGCCGGUUUGCUGCCACUUGAUACUAGAACUACAUAUCAGAUUCCUCGAAAAAGCCCUCCACAGACUUCUGGAACACUCAUGCCAGAGCAGCGAUCAAACAGGCUUCACAUAGUCAAACCCGAUGGCGAGGCUGUAUCACGCACACUGUACAAUAUAGAGUCGAAAGAGGAGACGCAUAACCUGCAUCUGGUGGGACCCCAAGGAGUCUAUCAAACCUCACUAACUUCCCGCAACCAAUUCCCAGCCACGAGCGAGGCUACCAACGUGUCGCAAAAUCCACCUCCAAUCUUCGAACUCGACACGACGCCACCGCACAAUACCAUCCUUGCAGAGCUCUCCGCAGACAUCGACGCUGCACUGCAAGUCAGCAAUCACCCUUACACUUCUCCCCCACCUGCGCUACCACAGUCGUACGACCUGUACAGACCAUGCGUCCCUCGCACACAGUCCGCUCCACUCAGUACGCUGCCAGCAAGCUUGACAGCCGGUAACGCCCCUCCCCUACUCCCGUCCACUCCGCCACACCACACGCCUUUUGCCGGUUCGACGACACAAACGAAAGCAUCGAGAUAUUCAAAACAGUACUCGCCGCCAUUCUUUGCACAAGUACCAAAUGGCGUUCCUGCAUCGCCACCUUUUACGCCAGCACCGUUGUCGGUAUACAAAGCGUAUCAACCUACCAUCGUACCCACUUCAGGGCAAGCAUAUCCUGUUUCACCACCCGAUAGCGCUGGCGCUGAAGACCGUAUUCGGCCUACGAGCUUCGCACAGGUGAAAGAUGUUGAUGGUAUGGGACACUACUUUGCUAUACAUAACCGUCAAGCCUCGCAAGCUGUCCAAGAAGUGAGUGGGUGUCUGGAUUCGAGUAAAUUAGCGAUGGAGUAUCGGGCAGCAUUGCCCGAUUUUGACGAAGGAUAUGGAGGAAGAUGA
Alternaria atra is the source of this 990-nucleotide messenger RNA. RefSeq lists its product as uncharacterized. The record is from RefSeq and is a predicted model, not a curated record. NCBI's taxonomy places the organism in Eukaryota, Fungi, Ascomycota, Dothideomycetes, Pleosporales, Pleosporaceae. The coding region runs from base 1 to 990 and encodes 329 amino acids. The transcript has a single exon.